This is a messenger RNA of Vicia villosa (hairy vetch), 1476 nucleotides long. RefSeq names its product cell number regulator 1-like. Lineage: Eukaryota; Viridiplantae; Streptophyta; Magnoliopsida; Fabales; Fabaceae. Bases 212 to 811 code for a protein of 199 amino acids. The transcript has 4 exons. The record is from RefSeq and is a predicted model, not a curated record.
AGUAUAUAUAUACUUUUGCAACUACUGAUUAUUAUGUAUAAAAAAAGACUAAUCAGACAGAAAAUGGUUUUUCCUAAUAGUUACAAACUAUACUAAUGUGGAAGUGGAUUCCUCUCUUACACAAGUCUCUCCUAUUUAUAUAUACACACACUAAGAUAUAUAAGAAAGAAAAGGUUGUGUUGGUUUAAGGACUAAUUCAACAAAUAACAAUAUGUAUCCUGCCGUAAAUGAAACCGAUCAUGAUCAUGUAUAUGCAGCUAAUAAUCAUAGCCAUCCCCCUCAAGGCUAUGUCAUGCAAAUGCCAAGUUAUGGCAUACCACAUCCUUAUCCUCCUCCUCCCCCUCCUCCUCCAUAUAACAGCAGCAGUUCAAGGGCCAUCCCAAGAACACAUCACUGGUCAACUGGUCUAUGCCGUUGUCUUGAUGAUCCUGGAAUCUGUUUGGUCACUGCCUGCUGCCCUUGUGUUACUUUUGGAUUGAUAGCAGAGAUAGUAGAUAAAGGCGAUCCAAGUUGCACUUGUAAUGGAACAAUUUAUGGGGCACUAUUGGGUUUGACAGGACUUGCAUGUUUGUAUUCAUGUUAUUAUAGAUCCAAACUGAGGGCACAAUAUGACUUGCCAGAGGCACCUUGUAUGGAUUGCUUAGUUCAUUUCUGUUGUGAAACUUGUGCUCUUUGUCAGGAAUAUAGAGAGCUCAAAAACCGUGGAUUUGACUUGAGCAUAGGGUGGGAAGCCAACAUGGAAAGACAAAGACAAGGAUCAGUUACAGUUACAGUGGCACCACCAAUGAUUUCACCAGCUAUGACGAGAUGAAAAAAUAAUGAAACCUUUUUAGGAGCUUCUUUCACUAGCCAUGGCCAUGGGAACGGUUGAUGUUGUUUCAACUUUUUGUUUUGUAUAUAUUUUGUUUGUUUUUUGGUUUAAGUGGUUUUUGUUAAACUCAUAUUUUUGUCUUAUAUCAGAAUGUAAUCCAAAAAGUUUCUCUGGUCUAAAAGUCAAAAGAUUAGGACAUACUAUUUGACAGGACAACAAUAAGUUGAAUUAGUUGCUUUUAUUUUGAGAGGAGGGUUGUUGUUCUUAGGAGUUUACCUCUUGUGUGAAUUGUGUUGUGCACAGUUGGGACAGCAAUCAAAUAAAGCAAUUCAACAGGUUGUUAAGCUCAACUUGAUAGUGUUGUAUACUUAAAUACAAUAUGAGGCCUCAUUAUAUAUUCAUCAUGUACUUAAACAUUUGUAAAUUGCAAAUUUUAUGUCAAAAAAAAAUUAUGCAGACAAGUGUUAAUUAGUUUUGUCAGGGCAGGGAGAAAUCUUAAAAGAAGAAUUGAAUCUUAAAUUUAUUACCACAACCUUUAAUGUCUUAACUCAAACCAUUGGACUAUUACAUUGAUGUUUUUAAAAUUGGAACCUAGAGCAAAACUUCGGAGCUAAAGUUCAUUUGAUUUAAUUUCAAGUGAUUAUUAAUUUUAUGUCUCUAAAAUU